This is a messenger RNA of Prunus persica (peach), 1506 nucleotides long. RefSeq lists its product as uncharacterized. The coding region runs from base 368 to 1108 and encodes 246 amino acids. The record is from RefSeq and is a predicted model, not a curated record. NCBI's taxonomy places the organism in Eukaryota, Viridiplantae, Streptophyta, Magnoliopsida, Rosales, Rosaceae. The transcript has 8 exons.
CGGUGGCAUGGGCAAAAUUGUAUUUUUGCAGUGGUUGUGGGUUGAGAGACAUUGAGAACUGCUGAGUUGUCAUGUCUUUUCUUUUCACGAUCCUAUAUCUUAUCUCAAAUCAAAUCUGAAUCCCCUCCAACUAUCCUCUUCCAACUCUCAGUAACAUUUAAUAUUCGACCCACACAUUAUAACCACUAUCCUCUUCCAACUCAAAACCAAAAUAAUCUUUUUUUGGAGGAACAAAACCAACAGAAAUUUAAAGAACCAGAACUGGUGAAUUUUCUUCCCCUCUCUGUUCCCACUAUUCUCCCCAACCAAACAGAAAUAUGAAAAUAAUAAAACAGGGCUUGCAGACAAUUUUAUUUUCUAUGGCAUAAUGAAGACACUGGCUAUCAAAUGGCAUGAACAAGUACAUUGGUGUGCCUCAUUCCCAUCCUCUCAUAUGCCAAUCUUCAACCCCAGGAAGAAAAUUGAAGUGAUAAAGGUAACUAAAGCAACCAGCUUAAGUUCAGAGUCAAAUGCAAAGAAAGCAAAUUUGUGUGCUGCAAAGAAGGAAAGAAUUAAGCUGCCAAAUCAUGAUGAUAGCUCUGGUGGCAAGACUUUUCACAUUAGUGAGUUUCUCAGCCACCAAUCAGGAAUUGAAGCCAUGCUUAACACCAGAGCCUUAAAAAGCUUUGAAUCCCUUGAUACUGAUACUUACAGAUGCACCCUGCCAAAGCUUCAGCUUUUGAAUUUUGAAGCUGCUCCUGUGCUGGACUUGAGAGUGACCCCAACAAAUGAAGAUUGUAUAGUUGAGAUGCUUUCUUGCAGGUUUGAGGGUUCAGAAGCCGUGGAACGCCAAAACAGCCAUUUUUCAGCAUUUAUGAGAAAUCACAUGUCGUGGGACACAAAUGACUCUGAAUCUUUUUUGGAGGUUGAUGUGAAGCUAAACCUCACUCUUGAGAUUUAUACACGCCCUUUCACCAUGAUGCCAGUAUCAGCUGUUGAGCGUCCUGGAAAUUUUGUGAUGACAUGCAGAAUGAUGCAAGCCUUAGUGGAUAGGCUGGUGCCAUUGCUUCUGCAGCAACUACUACAAGAUUACAGCAAAUGGGUUGUUGAUAAGCAAGCAGUUGGAUGAUCUUCCAUCCAUUUCUGCAAACAGAGAUAGAUGAGUAAAACAAAAGAAGACAGAAUGGGGAGUCGUAGUUUCCAGCCUACGACGAAAAGUAAUCCCUUCUGCAUCAAUCUGAACAUUCAACUCUACUUUCCGGCGACAUUAUUUCAAGUUGCGGUCAUUCUUUUGGGGAGGAAAUUGUUAACUUGCAGCUUAAAUUUAGGUCUAAAACUAAAACCUCCCCACAAUAUCCUUGAUCCUUAUGAUGAUGUCCUAGAAUUUUGCGGAUGGAUAUAAAAUGUGUUAAAAUUCUCGAUCAAGAGGAGAUGUAAAUUUUUAGUUGUCAUUUUCGUCUGUAUAUCUUAAGAUGUAAUGUAAUAACAUUGUUAGUUCAUCAAUUUAUGACAUUCAAGUUAGAAGGA